AUGACCCAGGACACUAGCGACCUGCUCAAAAACGAGGGCUUCACGGCCGCUGACGUGUGCAUUGGAGCUAGAUGCAAGGGAUACCAGCACUAUGAGGGAAUGGUCAUAGCGCCAUUUUUGUGUCGUGGCUCGAUUGGCGCCCAGGCCGUCUCUGGUACGCCGAAGAAAGACUCUGCUCCAAUUAACGGCUACUUGGUUGGAAUGAACAAUUUGGGCCAACCGGUAAUUGCAGAGGUCCCCAACGCCCUGAAACAAGAUAUGGAGGUGGGCCAACUGCUGGGCUCCCCCUGCUUCCGCAAAACAAUCUUGUGCAAGUCUAUCGACGGAAAGCCUUUGCGGGAGUGGGUUCCAUUUAACUCUUUGUUUGAUGCCAGUUGCUUGGCGGAUGUCAAAGUUGCUUCAUGGAACACGAAGCAAAAGCCAUCCCAGGAGAAUAGAGAGGGACGCGAAAGGGCUGUCGAGAACCGAGUUUUCCAGUCACUUUCUCAAAAUGGUCUUCCCUUCUCCUCCGAGAGCAACCAAAAGCAUGUGCUGGACCCAAUUCUUGUUUUCCAAGGGCAUAAUGACCACAAGUCACGGCGGACUAGGCUUGUCAAUUUGGAAAGCUACAAGUGCGUUGACAAGUUGGCGAAUCAAACUGCCUAUGAAUUCUUCACACUUCCUGCCUUCGGUUUGACAAUGGUGGAUAUUGGCGAAGAUAUCUAG
Messenger RNA from Clonostachys solani, 705 nucleotides. The record is from the annotation of a GenBank genome assembly. Lineage: Eukaryota; Fungi; Ascomycota; Sordariomycetes; Hypocreales; Bionectriaceae.